AUGAAGCUAGACAGAAAGAAGGACUUCAAAAAAAAGCUUGUGACGUGCUUUUCGCUGCUGCAAGUGUCGGACCCCAUCAAGGUGAUCGUCGACGAGACCUUCAUCCACUUGUGUAUUGUUCAUAAAAUUCCCAUCAAGGAAGAGCUAGCUAAAUUAAUAAACAGGCAACUGAUGGUUAUGACCACAAAAUGUAUCUCCACGUGCGCCAAAAAAACACAUAAUGAAGAAACAGCCUACGGAAUUCGGAAGAUAACUCAUUACAAGUGCAACCACAAUGGUGAUAAUGUGAAAAACUCUGUUGACCUUUUUUUAAAAAAGAUGAAUGCUGAAAGGAACUCGCCCUUUUCGCUGAAUAAUUUUUUCGAAAAUGAGGUUUCUGUGACGCAUAACUUUGAUAGUGUGUGCAAUGUGAAGGGGCGUUCAGGGGGGGUAGAAGCGUCCAAGGGGGACGAUGCACCAAAGGGGCAGGAAGCAAAGGGGGAGGAAGCACAUGGGGAAGAAGCAACCAAGGGUGAGGAAGCAAAAGGGGAAGAAGCAAAGGUGGAGGAGGCAACGAAUGAGGAGGAAGCGCAAACUGGUGGACAGACCGAGUGGACAGUCGAGCUUACAGAGUCCAUGAAGUGCAUAAUCGAUUUAGUAAAAAAUAACAACGAGAAGAAAUUUUUUGUGGCAACCAACAAUAACGAGUUAAGAUCUUACCUCAGAAAGGUGUUCAUCGUGCCAAUCAUCUACAUCAGCGAGGGCGGCGCCAUCAAAAUGGAAAGCCUCUCCUCGAAGAACACGAACAAGAAAGCAGUGGUCGAGCUACGCAAGAUGAAGAUGCCUAAGUGGGAACGCGAGCUCAGGAUGUCAGAGCAGAAAAGGGACAAGGAUAAAGUGAAAAAAAAUGGGAAGAAAAAAAAAAAAGCAAGGGGGAGAAAUGGAAGGUAG
Messenger RNA from Plasmodium fragile, 930 nucleotides. RefSeq lists its product as uncharacterized. Bases 1 to 930 code for a protein of 309 amino acids. Gene Ontology annotation, cellular component: nucleolus; small-subunit processome. The transcript has 2 exons. The record is from RefSeq and is a predicted model, not a curated record. NCBI's taxonomy places the organism in Eukaryota, Apicomplexa, Aconoidasida, Haemosporida, Plasmodiidae. Gene Ontology annotation, molecular function: small ribosomal subunit rRNA binding.